CAUCAUUUUUUGCAUACGAAAACCGGCAUUAAUUUAUUGAUUCAAUUAAAACUGAUGAAACACUGUCAUUUCUUUUUAUAGUUGUAGAUUAUUUUUUAUAGAAAGCAUACGUCGUGUUUUACUGCUUACAGAAUCCUUAAGCAUGAGUGCAACAUCAUAUCUUACCCUGAUCACUGCAGUAAGUGUGUUCACGGCACUUUUUGCCAUUAUCUAUCAGGCGUAUCUGGCAUCGAACGAUCUGAGACAGUUAACAGUAAUAUUACAAAGUAUGAAAAAUUUAGAACAAGCAUUCCCAGUUAACAAACCUAGAGUUGCCAUCGGCUAUGGGUCUUGUAGCGAUCUGUACGUGAGGGCGGUAGAUUUCCUAAAUUUCACAAGCAGUUUGGAGAAAUCCUUACAUCAAACAACAUUGAAUGUGAAUGAUAUUACUACUGAAGAUGAGUUCCUGCAGAGUUUCGCGUAUUACUUUCAAAGAGGUGCCGCCGCAGAACGCUAUACUGCCAAUAAAGAUCUGUUUCAAAAGUUAGUCAGACAAGCAAAAAAGUCGUCGAAGGCUGAACCAAGAUGGGCUCUAGGAGGAAACGCUCCCGUGAUAGGAUCACGUUUAGCCACCGAAGGGGCUGAGGUGAUGCUAGCGGCCAAAAUGUCGUCCAAAUUGAAAUCUCAUCUAAGGCCUGAUAUCCAUUUAACUGGUAGUUUAAUCGACGACGAUGACAUUCAUCUAAUUCUAGAGUACAAAACUGGUGAUGAAUGGGGUACCAUGCGAACUCCUCGUGCUAAUCGGUACAUUUUGCACAACGAUCACCACAACCCAUUUAUUAGCUCGCUAGAAGAACUAGAACUAGCGUUACCUGGGUUUGAUCCACAUUUAUUCGUAGUUAGUGGCUUGCAAAUGAUGGAUAACUACGUCUACGAAGGUGGUGUUCGGGAAGAACGAAUCGAAAAAGUUCGUAACCAAAUUCAAGCUCAAUCUACCGACACUCUAAUCCAUUUCGAAAUGGCAAGUUUUGUUGAGCUGCAACUUCUGCAAUUACUUCUUAAAAACAUUGUACCGUACAGUGAUUCAAUCGGUAUGAACGAGCAAGAGCUAGAUAACCUACGACAAGUCUUGGAGACUGGAAAGAUCAGUUUGGUAGCAGAUAGUAAUCCCCGUGUCGCCCAGUCACUUGAUCAGGCCAGAUACGUUUUUGGCAAAAUAAAUGAAGACUUCUUCCAGUCUCACUUGACCGAUACUCGACGUCGUAUGCUCUCGCGAAUUCAUUUGCACACGCUAGCCUACCAAGCCAUCCUGGUCGCUAAAGAUAGUAAAUGGAAUAAUACAAAAAAUGCUGCUGCCAAGGCAUCCCUUACGGCUCACCGACACGUCUGUGCUAGUCCUAUCGUUAAUCCGGAUGCCUCCUAUAGACUGCUAGAUGAUAGUUUUGCCACUUCCACGCAGAGUGGAGCAGCACGAAUUCCAUUUUCAGAACUUGAACCAGUUUCCUGUUGGAAUGAAACGAUUGCAAUUAAUGGCUUGAAACGGCUGGAUGUAGAGAUUUGCGUGGCUCCGGUGCUAAUUUGUAAGGUAGCAAAACAGACUGCUGGCGCUGGGGAUAACAUUUCCGGUGCAGGUCUUAUACUGCAAAUAUAGUACAUAGUAGUGCACUCGAAAGCACUUUCGUAAUAUUCAGAGUUUAUCGUUGGGAUCUAGCUGGAAAAUUGACGCAUUUUUUGCUGUUAUUAAUUAAUCAUUUAAAGAACACUCAGACUCAUACACGUUUUAACGUUGUAGGUAAGCAUUUGUAGGGCUUUUAAACAUUCCGGCAUUAUUGUGCAAUUUUAAAUACAUUUGACAAUAA
Messenger RNA from Topomyia yanbarensis, 1838 nucleotides. Its product is annotated as ADP-dependent glucokinase. Gene Ontology annotation, biological process: glucose metabolic process. The transcript has 3 exons. The record is from RefSeq and is a predicted model, not a curated record. Gene Ontology annotation, cellular component: endoplasmic reticulum. NCBI's taxonomy places the organism in Eukaryota, Metazoa, Arthropoda, Insecta, Diptera, Culicidae. Bases 143 to 1630 code for a protein of 495 amino acids. Gene Ontology annotation, molecular function: ADP-specific glucokinase activity.